AUGAAUUCACUCUUCACUGUUGCCCCAGUCACACCCAAAUUUGAUCAUUUCGAGCCCAAAUUGCCACCUGCCGGACCUGAAAGCAAGGAAGAUGACCUCUCUUUCGCCAUUCGCGGUGCUAGCAUGUGUUCUCAGCUCCGUGCCGCGUGGGGCGUCUACUUGCCACAAGGCUCAGGAUCAAUUGCUGAAAUUGCGGUCUCCAUGUCCCUAGUCUUCUCUGGCAUCUGGCAUUCUGAAUUCGAAGCCGCUGACCAGAGCGUCCGACAGCUAGUCGCCACCAAUGUCACUCUGUUCCUCUUGACCACUGGCAUCGAGGUCGAACGCCUGCUGGCUAAUAUGCCUACCGACUACCUUCGACGUGGACUCGUAUGGGGUGAUCUACUCUUCGUCCUCUGGGGAGACAAGGCCUACCGCAUCGGCAAAUACGGUCCUAAGCUCACUCUCACUGCUCGAGUCCCCAGCAACGACGGUGCUGCCCCCAAACUUCUCACGUUCGCUUCGCUCCACCACACUUCUCUAGACAGAGACACUGCAAGACUGAUGUUUCUUCUGGCGCUAAAGGUCAACGCACUACCCGAGAGCGCCAUGGACUUUGUACACCGCUACAAGACAGCUAGCUUGCUCGCGUCGGAUGCAGCUCAAGUCGACGCACACGGCAGACGCUAUGUUGUCUUCAAGGCCCAGGCGUCAAUGGCCAAAGAGCCCGUCUUUGCCUUCCACACCGCAUCAGACACGGCGUCGGCGGCUGGAAGCUCCGAGAAGCCUCUGAUCGUACCUACGAAGCAGGCAUAUACGCUCGCCCAAUACGAACUGGAUCUCCGAACCGCCAUGCUACGCAAGUGGCCCUUUGCAUACAGCUCUCAGGAGCUUCGCCAGAUUUGGGAUAUGGGAGCUACUAAAUUUCAACCUGGAUUCGAGAGUUUCCCUCUGAAUGACUCUGAUGUUCAAGAGAUGAUGGACCACACUAAUCUGCUCUUGCGCAAAGGUUCAGAGGGGAAGAAUUGA
Microstroma glucosiphilum is the source of this 1005-nucleotide messenger RNA. RefSeq lists its product as hypothetical. The transcript has a single exon. Lineage: Eukaryota; Fungi; Basidiomycota; Exobasidiomycetes; Microstromatales; Microstromataceae. The coding region runs from base 1 to 1005 and encodes 334 amino acids. The record is from RefSeq and is a predicted model, not a curated record.